Messenger RNA from Aspergillus ochraceoroseus IBT 24754, 3854 nucleotides. RefSeq names its product formin-binding protein HOF1. The transcript has 7 exons. The record is from RefSeq and is a predicted model, not a curated record. Gene Ontology annotation, cellular component: cytoplasm; mitotic actomyosin contractile ring, proximal layer; plasma membrane. Bases 251 to 3502 code for a protein of 1083 amino acids. Gene Ontology annotation, biological process: cytoskeleton organization. Gene Ontology annotation, molecular function: protein binding; phospholipid binding. NCBI's taxonomy places the organism in Eukaryota, Fungi, Ascomycota, Eurotiomycetes, Eurotiales, Aspergillaceae.
AGCAGAUCCAGCUCAAGUUGUGCAGUUCUGCACCUUUCUUCUGUAAUUUCAUAUCCAUAUACACCUGCUCCGGGUACUCUGGAGACCUGUUUCCAUUCUUCUCCUCCAGGCCGUGAACUCGAUCUUCUGGCGGUGACUGCGUGCGAUUUCUAUACAUCCUUGUUGCUCCUGUAUCGCUGUUUCACGACGAUCAAAUGAGCAAAGGCUGGCCGAAGCUCAACACAAUAAACCGAAUAUAAUAUCUACAAGGAUGCCGGGAACAGUUGCAGAGGGGCCCACGGUGUCUCUUUCUUUUGCGAAUAAUUUCUGGGGAAAAGAUGACGCGGGUGUUGGACCUAUGCUGGAACGCAUGCAUGCUUCCAAGGUGUCUUGCGACGAACUGAAAACAUUCUACAAUAUCCGAGCCGCAAUUGAAGAAGAGUACGCACGCAAGCUUCUGACACUAUGCCGCAAACCCCUUGGGUCCAGUGAUAUUGGUUCGCUGCGAUCAUCCUUUGACAUUGUUCGAGGCGAGACAGAGGCCAUUGCAAAAGCCCACGCCGCAAUUGCACAACAAAUGAAGAGAGAGUUGGAAGAGCCGUUGAUUGCAUUUGCAGGCGGAUCAAAGGAGCGGAGGAAAAUUGUCCAAACGGGUAUCGAGCGUCUACACAAAAGUAAAUUCCAACAGACACAGACUGUGAAUAAGGCCCGGGAUCGAUACGAGCAGGACUGCUUGAGGAUCAAAGGCUACCUAGCACAAGGCCACAUGGUUAUGGGUCAAGAGGAGCGCAAGAACAAAGCGAAGCUGGAGAAGACACAGAUACAACUAGCAUCCAGCAGCAGUGAUUAUGAUUCUGCCAUAAAAGUGCUCGCGGAGACUACUACGCGGUGGAACAAGGAAUGGAAAUCUGCAUGCGAUAAAUUCCAAGAUCUUGAAGAAGAGAGAAUUGAUUUCACAAAGAGCAGUCUCUGGACAUAUGCAAACAUUGCAUCAACAGUGUGUGUUAGUGAUGAUGCAUCCUGCGAAAGGAUUCGCCUUUCACUAGAGAACUGUGAAGUGGAGAAGGAUAUCAUCCACUUCAUCAAGGAAAGGGGAACCGGCCAGGAAAUCCCCGAUGCUCCAAAGUUUAUCAACUUCUCUCGAGGAGACAUUAACGACUCAAGCUCUGAAAUUUCCGAAGAAGAAGGCUACUCGGUAGCUCAAUUUCAGCGCACUAUAAAUCCAGCAUUUCGCAGUUCUUCUCCCCAGCCGUCUACAUAUGAGUCCCACCAUGAAAUGCUACCUGACUUGGCUAUGAACCCAGCCCACAGUACACCCGCCACCCCUUCAAGCAGAGAGACUACCGUCACUCCGCAGAAACCGAUGCAAAAGCCCACACAGCCUGCCGUUCAAACAUCAGUGCAGCCGCCAGUCCAACCGCCAGUCCAACCGCCAGUCCAACCACCAGUCCAACCAUCAGUCCAACCAUCAGUCCAACCAUCAGUCCAACCAUCAGUCCAACCAUCAGUCCAACCAUCAGUCCAACCGCCGAUGCAACAGCCGAUACAGCCGCAAAUGCAACAAUCGAUGCAUCAGCCGAUGCAGCCACAACCUCAGCCACCAAUACAGCAGCAAACACCUCCACUUGAUCUUCGUAGGGGAGGCCAGCUUCCACCUAACUACGACCCAAACCAACAUGGCGAAAUUGCGGCGAUUCCCCACAACGAAUACCCAACGGAUGGUAUGACGAUGUUCUGUAGAACCGGCCCUCCGUCUGAGCGCAGCUCGGGGACAGCCAGCGGUUACCGACCUUCCAGCCGUGAUUCACAGAGUGAGGUCUCCAACAGUACCUCGAUAUCUAGCCAGGAAGCUAUUAGCGGCAAGCAGUCCCCCGUUAAGCCGACGAAUGGCGUGGCACUCCCAGGGAUGACCGCAGACAAUCAGAUUCAGAAGAAGAAGAGCGCAUUCUUCAGCAAUAGUCCAUUCCGCCGUAAGAGUCGCCACGAAAAGGACCGCAAUUCUGGCCCGUCUCGCUUGCCGACUCGCGGGGCAUGGGACUCUCCUUCGAAACAAAGUAGCCCAAUCAAAGCUCCAACGCCUCAAAACCACAUGCAAACACCGCAGGUAGCCAAUGUGACGCAAGAUAACCGACUGUCUGGUAGCCCCGAGCCUGUUGAUCCGAGGGCAAACUUCCAACUCAAUGUCGGAAACAAUGUGUUUGAUGUCGAGUCACCGGAUAAAAACACCAAGAAGGGAGCCCAGGCGGCGAAGAAUGGAGGAGAGGAGCUAGACCCCAUCGCUCGCGCCCUGGCUGAUCUGAAAGGAGCCGGAAAGCAGUCAGCGACUCGGGUCUCAGCUGACAGGUACCACGGCAUUGCUACGCCUGUACCUUCAGCACCUGGAUCGAACUAUAGCGCAGCCUCUGUAGCAACACCACCACCAGCCUAUAACGACCCGUCAGUGAAGCGUCUUGAUGCCCCGCAACCGGCGUUCACAUCUGCCCAAAUGCAGAAAACUACGCAGAAGUACACCGGCCAGACUCAGAGUAUGCUUCGGGGCACCGUCGGCCCCUCGAAGCGUAACAGUGGGCCACCCCAGGAGGCUCCACGUGCACGGUCGCCUGCUCCUCGACGAAGUGUUAGUCCUCAGGUGAACAGCCCCCGGGUUAACACCCGUAUGAGUCAAUAUAGUCGAGCUGCAAGUCCAAGUCCAAGCACCUAUCAAUCAAGCAGCGUGAAAACCCGGUACAGUCAAUCUCCAACUGUUUCCACUCCUCCACAACGGCCAAGUGAUCCAUAUUCUCCCCACGAUUUUGCUAAGCGAGGAUCUCCAACCAUGGCUCCUAGAGCUGUCUCCCCUAAUGACUUCGGGAAGCGUGGGUCAGCUGGUACAAUGCCGCGGGCCGUCUCACCAAACGACUUUGCGAAGAGAUCGUCCCAAACCUCAAUGCCACGCGCUGUGUCACCAAACGACUUUGCGAAGAGAUCAUCUCAAACCUCAAUGCCACGAGCCGUCUCACCAAACGACUUCGCCAAGCGUGGUUCAACUGCUACAAUGUCACGAGCUGCUUCACCAAACGACUUUGCGAAGAGAUCAUCUCAAACCUCAAUGCCGCGAGCCGUCUCUCCUCAGCCACAGUUCCGUCAGCAGACUCGACCUUCGAGCGCUGGUGGCAUGGAACUGCAGCUUUCCAACCCAGCCGAUAUGUAUGCUGGUAGCAAUGAUGGGUACGGCUCUCAAAGGGACACCAGGAGGCCGAUGUCGUACUACGGAGACAAUGGAAGCCAGAGGAGCCGAUCCCGGAGCAGGAGUCUGGCAGUCGCUGACCCUGGAAGACAAUUCAGCCGAGAUGGCCGUCCAAUCUUGCACUUUGCCCGUGCUAUGUACAGCUAUGCCGCAGCCAUUCCCGAAGAACUCGGCUUCACCAAGGGUGACGUCUUGUCAGUGAUCCGCCUUCAGGAUGACGGCUGGUGGGAAGCUGAAGUUACAACCAGCCGUAUGAAAACAGGCUUGGUGCCGAGCAACUACCUGCAGAUUAUCUAAAAUGAUACCCAUCCUAUGAUAAUUUCAUGAACAGCCAGUUAUGACGAGGAAAAUGUUUGUCCAAUUAUGUGUUCAUGAUGUAGAUACCACUCAGCUUUGCCCUUUUUUUUUUUGUUUUUUGUCUUCCCCAUUUUCGCCCUACAUUCUUCGCUCUUUCCGACAUCUGCUUACGUCGAACUCGAUAUUACCUGUCGUUUCUGGCCAUUAAUUUUAUUUUAUUCUGUGUUUAGUGAUUUUGCCUGUUUAAUCUCUUUACUAUGUUUUCAUGGAAAUAAUGCCCCUUUCAAUCAGAAUGAUUCUUGACCUUCUCUCUUUGACCGUAUAAUAUGGAUAUCCUAUAGUAAUAUACAAC